Messenger RNA from Cornus florida, 2251 nucleotides. RefSeq names its product transcription factor IIIB 60 kDa subunit-like. NCBI's taxonomy places the organism in Eukaryota, Viridiplantae, Streptophyta, Magnoliopsida, Cornales, Cornaceae. Bases 1439 to 2047 code for a protein of 202 amino acids. The transcript is spliced from 7 exons. The record is from RefSeq and is a predicted model, not a curated record.
UCUCUCUUUCUCUGGAUCUUUGAGUUCUUUAUGCUACUACUGAAUUGGUUAACCAACCAUUCAUCACUGUUGGAAUCGAAGAAACUUCGAUUAUUUUUUAAUGGAAUCAUCCUAGGUUUACUAUCUUUGUCAUAAUACAACAUAUGGUUGAAAGACUAAACAUUCUUUCCAUCGGAUCAAAGAUUUGCAACUGUAGACUGAAAAUUAUUAGAAUUCGACAGUCCAUAGGAAGUGGAGUUUUCUCGACUGUACGUUUGGGCGGGGAAAUUAGAAAUUUAUCUUUAAAUCUAUAAUUCACCUCAACUAAGAACCCUGAGUGGGAGAGAGGUUUGUUUUAUUGACUACAGUAUAUCAAAAUAAGAAUGAAACUUUAAAUCCCAUUCCUCCCCCUCUUUUGUCUGAGUAGCUCCUUGAACCUCCCUGUGCCUCCCUCUUCUCCCUUUGCCUCGUGUGUAAACCUCGACACCCAUUCUUCUAGAUGGAUCAGAAAGAUUCAGCCCAUUGUGUCUCUCCAUCCUUCCUCGUCAGGUCCAAGGCAUGAUGGGCCAGUCUCACAUUCCGGUCCAACCUUAAGUUCAUUCCUCAGUCCCAUGAAAUUUCUCUUUAAAUCACGUGGGCUAGCAGCUUCGGUAACAAAGCGAGAAUCCCGGGUCUGUCUCUGCGCCCAUUAUUACUCUCCAACCUUUCUUGCCGAUGACGUCCACAAUAAGAUGGGUCAGACCCGCACACAAUCCCGCGUGCUACCCCAGCUUUAGCUGAAUCCUACAGCACGCGGGUGACACUCCCGAGGGACCAGCAGAUUUAGCGCGAUCUGAAUUCUGAACGGUCACAUCUCAGUGCGCCACGCGCGGUCGGUCUCUUAUCUUCUUUCACCCUCAUUUCCGGCGCGUGUCCUCCCCUUCUUCUUCCUCACACAUACUUCACUGAUCUCUGGUACGCUCUCUCCUUUAGCCACUCUUGAAUUUCAAUAUCUCCUUUCACCCCUUUGCUAAGAAUCUUGUUCCACUCUUCCUCCUUCAUUAAGAAAGCCCCAUGGCUUCCUUCAAGACUUUCCGUCGUGGGCACCAGUUCUGGUGAAAUCUCCUCCCAGAUUGAUUCUCUCUAACAAAGACGAUCAUCAUGAAUGAACACUUCUUUCGGACAGUCAGAGCCCAGUUUCACCGUGAUUCGAACGCUCUCCGCAUCCCUCGUUUCAUCUGCUUCGGCACACACAAAACCACCGCAUAACUCCCCUACUUCAACAAAGAGGGCCUGGCGCCAGAGGUGUAAAGGGAGCCCAAAUAGCCGAAUCUUUUUGAGUCCUUUAUCUUUUAGCACACCUGAACCACCGCAUAACUGACCCGUUUGCUACAGCCAGCCAAAAUUUGUGGAUUUGCCUGUCAUUGGUGGUGAGUUCACAACUGAUGGUGCUUUUGCCACGUACCAUAAUUUUAAGGAUAUGAGUAGUGCUGCUGAUGAAACAGAAAGCCUUUCUGAUAUUGAUGAUACUGAGGUCAAUGGCUACCUUAACAGUGAGGAGAAGAGUCGGUACAAAAAGGUCAUCGGGGAAGAAAUGAACGAAGAAUAUCUUCAGGAACAAGCAGCCAAGGAAGCGGCAGCUGUUGCUGCUAUUAAGGAUUUUAGUGCGGCUUCAGGUGAUUUUCGUGCUGCAUGCGAACUUGCUUCUGCUGCCGCUGCUGCUGUUGCAAAAUCAAGAGAAGAGAAACAAAGACAAAGACAGGCUUUGGAAGCUAAGAAUGCUGGUCCUGCUCAAACUGCUGCAGAAACGACCCGCAACAUGUUUACUAAGAAGAGAUUGGGUUCGAAAAGCAACUAUGAUGUAUUGGAGACUCUAUUUGAUGAUGAUCUGGCUUCAGAUGCAAAACGAAACCGCUCCGACUCUCAUUGUGACAGAAGUGUCACCAGGCAACAACCUGACGAGGAAGAAACUAAAUCUGGCACCACGUCCAAUAAUGAUGAUCAGGGACAGGAUGAUGAAUAUAUGGAAGUUAAUGAUUGUGAUUAUGGCGCGGAAGUUAAUGAUUGUGAUUAUGAAGGAAUAAGGUGAACACGGGCUUCUAGACACGGAAAGGUACCAACCCAACCGUUCGGCAAUGGCAUUUGCAUGAGUAUUGAUAUCUUACCAAUUGGUGGAUCCAAAAAUAUAGUUAGGAUACAGAGGUAAGUGAAUACAGUUGUAGAAGGCAUACGGAUUUGGAAUACAGAAGUUUAUAGUAAUUUUUUAUGUGCAGAAUCUUGACUUAGAAAGUUC